CAUCAACGGGUCAGCAAGAUGCUCGCUCAAGACAGCACGCGAUGGAAAUUCAACUCACCAGCAACUCCACAUAUGGGGGGAAAGUGGGAAGCAGUGGUAAAAUCAACUAAAUACCAUUUGCGACGUACCAUCGGCGAGACUCAGCUCACCUUGGAAGAGCUCACCACGUUACUCACUCAAAUAGAGGCCAUUCUCAAUUCACGGCCCCUUGAGCCGUUGAGUGAUGAUCCAGAUGACGUCUCAGCUCUUACCCCAGGUCAUUUUCUCAUCGGAAAUCCACUCACAACAAUACCAGAACCAUCUCUUAACGACCUGGCGGUCUCACGACUCUCACGAUGGCAGUUCAUUCAACAACAAGUGCAACAAUUCUGGUCACAAUGGUCAGCUCAUUACCUUCAACGCCAACAAUCAAUUUCAAAAUGGCACCAUAAGAAUAACGACAUUAACAUCGGCUCAUUGGUGCUUAUUACUGAUGAAAGGUUACCGCCAUGUAAAUGGUCACUCGCAAGGGUAGCUGCCUUGCAUCCAGGCAAAAAUGGACUCACCAGAGUGGUAACAUUAAAGACUGCCACCACCACUCUUGUAAGACCAGUGACCAAGCUCGCCGUUUUACUAGUACCGCUCUUCGUUUACCGCUUUACCAGUAGAAUCGCUCUCUUCGGUACGUAUUCUCGAUGGCGGCGGUUCACUCUCGUUCAUCGUGCUAGUGCUUCGAUAUAGUUUGGUGUUCGAAUCUAU
Messenger RNA from Monomorium pharaonis (pharaoh ant), 738 nucleotides. RefSeq lists its product as uncharacterized. Gene Ontology annotation, molecular function: nucleic acid binding. The coding region runs from base 19 to 720 and encodes 233 amino acids. The record is from RefSeq and is a predicted model, not a curated record. The transcript has a single exon. Lineage: Eukaryota; Metazoa; Arthropoda; Insecta; Hymenoptera; Formicidae.